UAACGGUCUAUUGGAUGCUGGACUCAUCUCGGCUAAUAUAUCAACAUACAGCGUGUAAGUUAUUUCAGUUCAGACCGUUUUACACAUGUACAAACCUGAAGAGUGAUGAACGGCACGAGCUGCGAUGGAAAAGGAAGGGCUGAUGAACGUCAAAGCUCUGAGGGCCAAGUUUCAGGAAGAGGCCCUUCUAGCUCAAUCCAAAACCAGUCGACCAGCUGUUGCAGAGAAACCCAAACACCUCCCACCUCCUGGGGGUCACUGCAGCUCUGUGGUCAGCAGUAUUAAUAUCGCUGUGGAAAACAAGACACCAGUGGUUCCCCGGGUCAUCUUCAGAGAUGGGCUGCGGGCAUCUGGAGGCAAACGACCAAUUUCCUUUCCACCACAACCUCAACAGACCUCCCCCUCAUCCCAGCUUACUAAUGGAGACAGCACAACAAGGCAGUCCCUCAAAGACAGACACAUGCCUCUGGUGCUUCCUGUCCUGCCUGUGAAGGAGAAAAAGACAGAACCGCCAUCCAAAAAGGAGCACAAACUGGAACCAGAUCCAGGGAAAGAAGUCCUGCCACAAACUAAAAUCAAGAAGAAAGGUUUGCUGCUUCCUUUUAAGUCUGCCAAGGCAUCAAAGGUCAGCACAGAAAAUGUGGAGGAGCCUACGUAUGCUGAUUUAACCACCAGAUCUUCCAGUGCUCCCGGCGAGUUGCCCUCUGUAGAAAAGCAAACAACAGAGGAUGGGGUUUCUCUUCACAGUGACCAAUCUACCGCUGAGCUUCCCUUCUCCAGCCCAGAUAUCCCAAUCACCCCUCCUCCUGCAGAUACAAGUGUCGACUCCGAACACAAAAUCAUUAGCACCUUGGAGAGGGCCAAGAGGAAGUUUUCACGCAGUCAUGUGUUGAUCUCUGCCAAACCUAAGAGCUUACGUUCCCCUGACUACAUCUCAAAAGACAAGGUGUUCCCUUCACUGCCAAAGAACGCUGACUGUGUUGAGCCUGAGCCACCUGUGCCCCCACCAGCGUGUUUUCCCCACCUGGCUUGUCUGUCAGCUCGACCUUUCUUCAAAGCAAACCACUCAUCACGUAAGUCUCCGUUGGAUAAGCAUUUUGACGGAGGUAAAGCUCUUCCCUCUGUUGAACCUCAUCCAACCUCCGCUCCUCCAAAGAAGCCUCUCCCUGAUGUGAGGUCCCUGGGCCUGUUGCCACCAAAGCCCCCCAGACCUCCAUUAGUAGAUCUCCGCUGUUACCAUCAUCCCACAGAUAACGAGGUGUCACCAGGUCUCAGCCAAGCACCAAGCGAAGAACCAGUGUCUGAGCUCCCAUCCAUCUCCAACUCUGUACUCGACGCUCCUGAGUUUCCAGACUUUGAGAGUACAGAGAUUGAAAUGUUAGAGGGUGAAGCUGUUGACAUUGGUGCUCUGGAACUGGAGGCCUUAGACUUAGUCAGCACUGACCUUCCUGCACCAGAUGACCAUGGGGUCACCGAUUUCGAGAAUCCACAACCUGACAUAUCAGCGUGUGAUCCCGCCGAGCCCUUAAUGAGCACCUGUGUCCAAGAUCUGAACCUUGGCAGUCCAAACAUAAUCCCCCUCGACCCAGACAGCUUCCCUGAACCAAUAAACCUUUCAGAGUUCCCAGAGCCUGCUGAGUCAGAGCAGUGGUCUCAGAGCGAGGAGGCCAUCGUAGAGCCUCCUUCUAGCCCUCACGCUGAGGAGACUGAUCAGGGAGCUGCUGAGUCUCACUCUGCUGCACAGGAAACAGACAAUGGUGACCACGCAGCAUUGAAUAAUGGGCUUCAGUCACAUCCAAAUGUAUCUGGACAGGACAGUUACUAUGAAGCAUGUGAUAAUGUGUACGAGGAUGUCGAGAACAUCAACAAAUUGAUCUUGGGCCAGCACUUGCGUAAACGAAAAGGAGGUCUGAAGAAUCCAUAUGCUGACAACCACCACACGAAGGAGGAGGCGUGUCUUAACAUAUGGCCGCGGAAUCCAUGGGGCAGUGUAUCAGGAGAGCACGCUCAUUUGGUCCAUAAUCAUGUCCACAGUAAAGAACGCCAAAGUCCCAACACUGCUGACCACAAAGAGCAGAAGAAGAGGGAAAAACAGCGACUGGAGAAAGAGAAAAAGGAGCAGAAAGAAAGGGAGAAGAAGGAAAAUGAAAUGAAAAAGAAGUUCAAAGUGACCGGCGAAGAGGAGCCCAUGUACCACGCCAAGGUGAUGGUGGCUAGCAAAGUUCGCAAGAAUGACCUGCCAGUGAAGAACGGCGACACGGUCAGCAUCAUUCGCACCACCAACUGCCCCAAAGGCAAAUGGUUGGCCCGAGACGCCAACCACAAGUACGGUUAUAUUUCAGUGAUGAAUGUCGAACUGAAUAUCAAAGAAAUGCUGGAACUUGGCAAGAAGGCCCAAGCAGCUGGACGAGGAGGCAACGUGGAGGGAGACACCAUCAGCAUUGGGAGCAGAUCCUCUAGCCACCCUGUACUGACAAGCAGCUUCACAGAUGACAGUGAGGAGUGGGCAUGUGAAGAUGAGACCCUCUCACCCACAGAUGAAAGCCAUAACUUUUCCCAUCAGACUGCCUCCCUGCCUGAGAUGUCAUGUGGUCAUGUCAGCGCCCAGCACACUCUGAGCGAUGCCAACCUGGAAGACCUGCACACACAGACCAGACAUGAGGCCCUGCAGAAACUAGCCAUCUUCUUUCAACAUGGCAAAGAUGAAUUUGCUGACAUCCUUGACAGUGGCGGACCUACACCUACAAAGUACAGUAUUAAAGUUAUCUUAUUAUGUCCACUGAAGUUGUCAUAUUCAAAAUCUGUUCUUAACAAUCCUCAAAUUAAUAUUUCUUUUCCUCAUUUUAUCCAUGCUAACCUUUGCAAAGUGCUGAGUCAUCAAGCUUCUUGUGUGCUGUUGAGGAGCCUCCAUAUCCUGAACAGGAGGUUGACUUCACAGAGCUGGAGUUUCUUCCUCCCCCGCCGCUGUAUGCUGACACCUUCUGAACUUUUUGGAUGUGAAACCAUGAAGACUAUCUGCCAUUAAGACGCUGUGCCAAGUAUUUGAAUAUACUUUUUGAUCCUAUGCAGUGGAAAAAACAAUCAUGGAUGGAGCUGCUGAUGUGACUUUAUUAUAAUUCUGACCUCACCUUAUUGUUAAGUUUAUUUCACAUUAUGUUCUACACUUUUCUUUUCUCUGACGUUAGUUAAUGGAGCACAAAUUGAGUCUUUGCACUCCAAAGAGAAGUGACAUAAAGAAGCCAGCUAUUCACUCGUAGAAGCUUUAAUUUAAGGAUUUGUUUGUGAGUGUGUUCUUUCGUGUUUGGGUUUUCUUUUGUUUCUUUUACAUUUAAUAAAUAUUUGUUAAUGAUUUAA
Messenger RNA from Epinephelus moara (kelp grouper), 3354 nucleotides. RefSeq lists its product as uncharacterized. The coding region runs from base 125 to 3025 and encodes 966 amino acids. The transcript has 18 exons. The record is from RefSeq and is a predicted model, not a curated record. Gene Ontology annotation, molecular function: protein binding. NCBI's taxonomy places the organism in Eukaryota, Metazoa, Chordata, Actinopteri, Perciformes, Serranidae. Gene Ontology annotation, biological process: T cell receptor signaling pathway; protein localization to plasma membrane; integrin-mediated signaling pathway. Gene Ontology annotation, cellular component: plasma membrane.